Molecule: messenger RNA, 7601 nt
Organism: Podarcis lilfordi (Lilford's wall lizard)
Lineage: Eukaryota; Metazoa; Chordata; Lepidosauria; Squamata; Lacertidae
Source: the annotation of a GenBank genome assembly
CAGGCAAGGAGGCGGCGCCUUUCCACUCGUCCUCAGCUCCAGCUGCAAGGAAGUGAGUGAGCGCUGCCUGAAAUCGAUCCGCCGCCGCCGCUCCUUUCAGACUUCCAAGCACGAAUAAAAAAAUAGAAUCGCGAUGCUCCGCUUGGGCAGAGCAGCCGCCUUGCUGCGGACGCUUCCCGCCCAGCCCCCCGGGGAAGGGGGCAAGAUCCCCAAGAGAGCCGCGUCUGCCGGGAGGAAAAAGGAGAUCCUGCUCGAAGUGCACGGAGAGCCUGGAGGCGGUGAGUGGAGCCCAGCAGCCUCCUGAGGGUGUCCGGGCCCAGUUGGGGAGGCCCAGGGCGGCUCUGCAAUAAACGGGAGCUUCGCAGACGACGAGGCCGGGGCGGGGGGUCGUAGCUAUUCCUGUAAGUUGUUGCAAGGGACGAGGUAACCUCCCGUCCCGUCCAGCCCUUGGCAUGUUCGCUUGUUAACUCGGAAAUUGGUCCCGCUGAGUUCCACGGGGCUUAUACUCCGAGGUAAGUAGGCGCAGGAUUGCAGCGAGGCUAUGGAAAGUGGAUGGAUGGAUUUCAUAAAAUGUAUAUGCCGCUGAACCUCAGAAAGCGUUACCAAAAAAAAAGAUAAAGCAAGAAAAUCAUCACUAAAAAGUUUGCAACUGUAAUUAUAAAAGACAGAGGUUAAAUCCGCAGUAAAAUAGGCUGGAACAAAUUAAAACUCCUGCAAAGAUUCCUUAAACAUCUCUGAAGAGAGAGCAACUGUAGUCUUCUAUCAAAACCUGGGAAGCCCCGUCAAUUAUGCUGCCGUCCUCCAAUCACAAGCGUUGUUCGUGGGCAACACCCUCCCAGUAAACAAAGAUUAGCCGUGCAUGAAAGGCACCAUUGGGCGCGUCGCAGCUUGAAGGAGCCGCCUAACCCAUUUCAGGAAUAGAUGAGAGAUCCAUUUGGGAAGGCUGCGCCUGUUGAUCUCCAGUUGUUUUGGACUACAACUCCCUGGCACCUGGGUGGCAAAAGCUGCACUAAACACAGCAGGGAUGGGGAACCUGAGGCCUUUUCGGAUGUAGUUCAGUGGCAGAGCAUCUGUCUUGCGUGCAGAAAGGGCUGGGUUCAAUCCCCCUGCAUCUCCAGAAAGGGCUGGGAGAGACUCCUGCCUAAAACACUGAGAGCUGCAGGCAGCCAGAGUAGACAGUACUGAGUUAAGAUAGGCCUAAUGGUCUAUUUCAGCAUAUGCAGCUUGCUGUGCUCCUAUGCUAUGCUGUAACUCCCAUUAGCCCUAGCCAGAACGGCCCCAGGUCAAGGAUGGUAAAAGUUGUGGCUCUGAGAACAUCUGCAAGGCCACUGGGUCUGUCUCUGGGCUAAGCUUAGCCUUGGUCACUGGGUUUGUGUCCCUCUCAUUUGCAUUCCACACACCCUGGAGUAUUGUAAGCUGCCUUGAAAGCUCUGGCUGAAAAGUGGCUUAAACGUUUAAAAUCAACAAUAAGAAAUGGAACUACCUCUAAACAAUAAAUGAAAAAGAGUUCUUUAUUUUAUUUUGGAGUACAGGUAUUGCAGAAAUUCUGAUGAACAGACCACAUGCCAGAAAUUCACUGGGGAAAGUGUUCGUGGAUGAGGUGAGUGAAGAUUGUCUUCCAUCGUACAGAUGAUAUUUGUAUUUGUAUUGGGGUCCCAGGUAACUUAGUAGCUUCUUAGACCUUAGUAGAACCUAGAGUUUUUGAAGUGGAGACAAACAGCACAGUCCUAUACAUACCUAAUAAGAAGUAAGUCCCAUUGAAUUAAAUAGGGAUUACUCCCAGAUAGGUGUGAAUAACAGCGAUAGCAUGCACAAUAAUUGGGUAUGGGAGCUCUAGUCCAGUGAUCCCUGCAGUGGUGCUAACUUGAAUAAAAUAUUGGGUAAGCCCUGCCCCGCAUAACCACAAGACGCGGUGCACACACAGCAUUUGAAUGGCAAUGCCCAUCAACCGGGGGGGGGGGAGGGGGCAAAGGAACCUCGGCCCCUAGGAGUUGACUCUUAUGCCUGGAGGACCAGCUUUUCCAUCCUUCAUAUAGAUAGGUUUGCAACCUGUAUCUGCAGGAUAGAGCCUAAUAUUUACAUACUUUGCAUGGAAAUGCUUAUAAUAGCAACACAAUGGGUUGUAACCAAUGCUAGUCCUACUCAGAAUAGGCACACAGACAUGAUUGAAUAUGACUAACUUAGGUCCAUUAAUGUCAGUGAGUCUUGAGUCUGAGUAAAACUUAUUUGGAUACAAGCCAGUCUAUCAGCAUGCUGAAUAUUUGAUCCGCUUAACGAGCUUGUGUGUACUUACGAUUUCAUUUUUUCAGUUCAGUACUCAGCAAUGGUCGCAUAAUAAAUCAAAUGAACUGGUAGAAUUUUCUAUUAAUUGAAAUCUGAUGUUGCACCCACUCUCUCCCGCUCUCCCGCUCAGCUGUUUGAAACCCUUGAAGUUCUCCAUUUUGAUGAGAGUAUUCGCGUGGUGAUAAUUAAGAGCAAAGUGAAAGGCGUUUUUUGUGCAGGUGGGUAGAGGCAUUAUAUAUGAAUAAGGACAAUAAAUAGACUUUAAGCAAUUAUAGCCCACCAAUCAUAUGUUUUCCCCCACUGGAUUUAAUAUGUAUUUGUUGUGUCUUGUGUAUCCUUGUGAUUACAGAAAUUGCUGCCUCUAAACCUAAAAGCUGAAUUAUUCUUACUACUAGGUAUAAAGAUAGGGGUUUUUUGGGGGGGGUAGUUUUACUUCUUUUCUCAUCGUAUCUCAUCCUCAUUCAUGUUCCUGGCAUUCUAUUACCAGCAGCGGUGCAAACUUUAAAUUCCAGAACAUCUUGAUUUCUACACUGUGCUGAGAUCGUUUGAACCUUGUGAAAUAUAGGACAAACAUGAUAGCAAUUAAUAUAUGUAAUUGACACUGGGCAUUUGAGUUUUCUAUUAGGGUAUAUCAAUUAUGUAGGAGGAGAAUGGAACAUGUAUGCAUUAUUCUGUCAAAAUUGAUUAAUAGACUGCCAAAGCUAACAAGGCUUCCUGAAACCAAAUUGCAAGUUGUCACUAUCACAACCUAAUCCUACACAGAAUUAGGUAUGUUUGCCUUUACAAGGGAUUGAGCUGCAUUGUAUUUUACAGGGCAGUUACUAAUGCAUUGAAGCACUGCUGUUGAACCCAUUGUGUUUCCUUUCUCUAUCCCCCCAACUGCCUUCUGCUGUUGUAAAUUCAGGUGCUGACUUAAAAGAGCGUGCUAAGAUGAGCAAUACUGAAACUGACCAUUUUGUUCAGAGGCUCAGAAGCUUAAUGAAUGGCAUUGGUAAGUACCUCAUCGUGAACUCCUUAGCAUGUGAUUGUCUUUUUAACAGGGUUGGGGAACCUUUUUGACUCAGUAGGCCAGAUCAAAGGGACGCGGGUGGCGCUGUGGUCUAAACCACAGAGCCUAGGGCUUGCCAAUCAGAGGUUCGAAUCCGCACGACGGGGUGAGCUCUCGUUGCUUGGUCCCUGCUCCUGCCCACCUAGCAGUUCGAAAGCUUGUCAAAGUGCAAGUAGAUAAAUAGGUACCGCUCCGGCAGGAAUGUAAACGGCGUUUCCGUGCGCUGCUCUGGUUCGCCAGAAGCGGCUUAGUCAUGCUGGCCUCAUGACCCGAAAGCUGUAUGUCGGCUCCCUCGGCCAGUAAAGUGAGACGAGUGCCGCAACCCCAGAGUCCUUUGCGACUGGACCUAACGGUCAGGGGUACCUUUACUUUUACCUUCAGGGCCUGACUUUGACAGGUAGGAGGGACAACUCACUUGUCAGUCAUCUGACAUCAUGUUAGGUCACAGGUAAGUGGUCCCGCCUACCUGCCAACAGUUUACGCAUGGGGCUUGCUUAUACAGCAUAUCCCCCACAGGAAAUAUGCUGGUGAAGCAGCACGCUGCAGGACUGAACUCUCUUCAAGCCUAAACACAUCUAGAACAAUGUUGCAUUCAUUUAAAUGAAGCAUUGCUUCCAAGUAUUUGAGAUCAGGGUGUUAGAUUUGAAUUAAUAUGGAGUUACUUCUUUCUUCUGUCUGAAAUUCCUAAAUGUCGCCUAGAACUGCUUCAAAGACAAACAUUUAAUGAAACAACCCUGUUUGUGUAGGCUAAACUAACUUUUAAAAAAUAAAGGCCUAAUUCAUAUUAAGUCUCCCCAUUCAUCACUAUGCUAUCUUGGAUAGAUUUACCAACUAUUGUAAAUGGUGCUGCACUGAAUGUCUUGCUAUUUAAUUUUUACAGCUGCUCUGCCAAUGCCUACCAUUGCUGCCAUAGAAGGCCAUGCGUUGGGUGGGGGCUUGGAACUGGCACUAGCUUGUGAUCUCCGAGUGGCAGGUGAGUCCACCAGCACAACCGGGGUCUUCUACUCUCACUGCAAUGACACUUAAAGUUGGCAAUUGGAGAUAUUCCCUUGUGCUAAAAUUGCAAGUGCUAACAUUUAGUGCUUUAAAGCACGUUGACACUGUACUAUGUGCUAAUGUAGCUUCUCCCCUUGUUGUGUUCUUGUUAUAAAUCAGCAUCGUCGGCUAAGAUGGGCUUGAUUGAAACAACAAGAGGACUCUUUCCUGGUGCAGGUAGUGUAGCUUCAUCCACUUUUUUAGCUGCUUUUACAUUAAUUAUGUGUCCUAUUGUGAGGUAAUAAUGCUAUAAUUAAGCUAAAACAUCCCAGCAGUCCCAAAACCCCUCCCUAGUUCUGCCAGUUAUUUAAGCAAGAUCUGAUCUUUGUUUUUCCUUUUUUAAAAAAAGAAAUUGGAUAUGUGAAUACUCCCUUCUCCAGUUUUAAAACAGAAAUGCUUCUAUACUUACCAUUUUGACCUUAGGUGACAGAGCAAUAUAAUUUUAAAGACUGGCAGCCUGACAUCUCAGUCACUUCGCCGGUUAACAGAUCAUCCCAGCAAAGGAAUGCUGCAUCUCCUCCUAGUAAUUUUUCAUCUGUAGCUACAAAUAUUUCCUGAAAUGUAAACUAAAUCCGAGCUAUUUUGGAGGACUACAACAUUUAGACACUAUAUAGAGAGGGAAUUUGAAGAUCUUACGAUAUUACAUUGUGGAAAUUCAGUCUCUGAGGCAUAACUUAAUAGCUUUUCCACAAUCUCAUUUUUCACUUACUUAAAACAAACAAACAUGCCCUCCAGCUGUGGUUGAAUUCCCAACUACCACCAGUCCCAUGACAGGGAUAAUGGGAGUCCAACCACAUCUGGACAGCCGCAGGUUCCCCAUCUCUGAACUAUAGCAGUACAGUCGUACCUUGGUUCUUGAACGGAAUCCACUCCGGAAGUCCGUUUGACUUCCGAAAACGUUUGAAAACCGGAACACUGACUUCCGGGUUUGUGGCGUUUGGGAGCCAAAACAUUCGAGAACUAAGCUGUUUGAAAACCACGACUGUUCGAAAAAACGACUGUAUAGUUUAAGCAUGGAAACCAUAAAGAUGUGCAUCCUUUUAAAAGUAUGUUGUGGAUUUGGUGUUUUUUCCUGUCUAGGUGGAACCCAGCGCCUACCACGCUGUAUUGGACUAAGCCGUGCUAAAGAACUAAUUUUUACUGGCAGACAGAUUGAUGGACAAGAGGCGUUCUCAAUAGGUUUAGUUAAUCAUGUAGUGCCACAGAAUGAAGAAGGGGAUGCAGCUUACCAAAGAGCGCUGGCUUUGGCUGAAGAGAUUGUUCCUCGGGUCAGUAUAUCUUUGCAUUUGCCAAGUAAUGUCAAGGUUGCUUUAUGUAAUACAUUGAAUCUGUUGCAAAGUAAACCAGGUUAGAAUUCUUUAGUUUCUGCCUUUCUAAAUAAUUUGAUGUCAUCUGUAAAAUUAAGCUAGUUUGCUGUUCGUUUAAAAACUGGUACAGACAGAUAUUUAGAUAACAUUGUGCAUACUUUCUGUAUAGUGUUAACUAUCCCCAUCUCUAAUGAUACCAUUUUGGAUCUACAAGAGACUCAUCGUAUGCUGGUAUACUUUGGAGCUCUUAGUCCUCAAUAAGGCACUCAGUCAGGAACUAGACUGGGGGAUGGAGCAUGACUGUGUGUUUCCAAUUACUCACAGAAGUUUGUCUCUGCAUUGGAAUGUAGGUGAAAUGAUUUGUUUUUGUUGAUCAAUUUGAGAUGUUUCAUCAGAAGCAAUUCAUAAAUGGAAAUUAUAUAUAUUCUCUUUAAAGGCUCCCAUAGCUGUGAAAAUGGGAAAAGUGGCUAUAAACAAAGGGAGUGAGGUAAAGUAGGCUUUUUAUAACCGUCUUUGUUACAGUUCAUUAUUAAACCAGCAGUACCCCGCCAAAAGUUGCUUCUAGAGUGGCAUAACUCAUUUGUAGCAUAACUCAUUAGAAGCUGUUUGUCCUUGGUUCCUUCCUUCUCCCUCCUAUGCUUUUCCUCAGGCCUGUCAUUUCUUCACUUCCACCCAAUUAAAUAUUGCCUGUAAAAACAGGUGGACAGCAAUAAAAGCAACAGUGAGGCAGAUAUUUGUUUUGUUUAAGCAAAGACAGGAUUAUAUUGGGCACAUAUAAGGUAGGGUCCAGAGAGGUAACCUUAUUAGUCUGUUUUUUAGUACCUUAAAAAACUAAAGGACCUGUUGUGACAGCAGCUUCAACAGCUUCUAUCUGAUGAAGGGGUUCCUAGUCCACAAAAAGCUUUUACUACAUGUUAAUCUUUAAGGCCCACGGCCCUUGCUGUUUAAAGUGCAGUUACUCAUUUUAACAUAAUGGUGAAGACUGAUACCUUUCAGUCACUUCAUCAAGUCUGUCAUGAUAGUGCUCUAUUCUUAAACUUGCAUCUUGCAAAAUUGCUAUUAUUCUAGGUGCGCUCUUUCUCACAUGCAAUUAAGAUUUCUCUCUUUCCAGGUGGAUAUUGCCUCCGGUAUGGCUAUUGAAAGAAUGUGUUAUGCCCAGGUAAGCAAGCCUUUAAUUAAACCCUGCUUUCCCCCACUUAAGUGUUCACUUUAUGCAUAUUAAAGUGCUCAGCUGUGAAACACUUGAAGAUCAGUGAGAAGAGUCAAAUGCUUCUAUGAUUUGGCUCCAAAAGGUGGAACUGCACUCAGAAACUUCCUUGGAAUAUUUGACUUUCCUCAGUUCUUACCUGAGAGCUAUGUUUCUAGCAUCCCUCUACAAACAGCUGUACACUCAGAGCAUCUAAUAAGGCUGCUCAGGAUUCAUCAGUUGAGAGCUGUAAUGUGUAAUACAUGUACACACCACUAUGAUGAUGAUAUUGAUCGGAAAAAUAGAUGUGAUGGGAUCAGCAGACUGAGCACUCUACAUCUGUUACUCACUUACUUCAUAAAGGAAAGAGUUAAGGGAUAUGUUUGUAUACUCCCCCCCCCCCAAGGAUGGUGGCAAUUAGGAACUAUAGUAUUAAUUGGUGUUUCUGUCUUUUAUAUACAGAAUAUCCCUACCAGAGACCGGGAGGAAGGGAUGGCAGCUUUCAUAGAGAAACGGCCACCUAAGUUCAUUGGGAAGUGACUUUUGUCCAACAUCGUUCAGGUGACUGAAGACAAUUGCAAGAAGUUACGAGAAGGCUGUGUCUUAUUGCAACUUUUUUUCUACAUAAAUUUUAUAUUCAAACAUACUGUUUCACUUGUUUACUCCUUUUCAGUCAGAAGUGUAUGUGUGUAAUUAAUGCUUGUAGUAGGAAUGUAGAUACAUGCAGUGGCAUAGCGUGGGG